This is a messenger RNA of Exophiala oligosperma, 1431 nucleotides long. RefSeq lists its product as uncharacterized. Gene Ontology annotation, biological process: cytokinin biosynthetic process. Gene Ontology annotation, molecular function: hydrolase activity, hydrolyzing N-glycosyl compounds. The transcript has 2 exons. The record is from RefSeq and is a predicted model, not a curated record. Gene Ontology annotation, cellular component: cytosol. Bases 498 to 1256 code for a protein of 252 amino acids. NCBI's taxonomy places the organism in Eukaryota, Fungi, Ascomycota, Eurotiomycetes, Chaetothyriales, Herpotrichiellaceae.
GAUUAAUUGCCCAUAAUUGGCAUACCUCAACUGUUUCCCUCUCUCUCUCGCUCUCUCUUUCCUUGAUCCGCGCAAAGUAGGACAGUAACCUAUAGAUUUCUGUGUUAAUUUACUUGUUCUUUUAUUUCCUGUCUUUGGAUUCAUUGGUUCGAGCCACCACGACAGCAAGUCUUUUGACUCACCGACAUAUAGACACCGAACAGAACACCCGACACCGACUUCUCUGUUGUGAGGGAAUUAUAAUAUAUUUCACGGGAGCACAAAACAGCAAUCUCCAGAAAAAACACAUACUCGACUCUACUUGGCGAGUGAACCUGGGAUUCUAUUUUAUCUUUUCCUUUCACCCUCACUGUUCAUCUGUCUCUCUCGAAAGGGCCAAAAAAAGAAACAAUUAUAUCUACGGGGUACGGACAUAUAUCAUCAACUUCGCUCCUUUUUUGAAUCAGCAACUACCUUGGAAGUUUGUCACCGAUUGGAUCUCCGCCGCCUCCCAAAAGAUGUCUCAAGGCUCGGAGGGUUCCCAAAGGCCCGUCGUAUGUGUUUUCUGUGCGUCUUCACCCGGCAAGAACCCGAUCCACCUGGAGUCCGCCCGGACCUUGGGCGAGGCUUUGCACGAGGCCGGUUACAACCUCGUCUAUGGAGGUGGGACGAUGGGCAUCAUGGGGGAAUUGGCCAGCACCCUGGUUUCCCUGUCGGGUCCCAAAUCGGUCCAGGGGAUCAUCCCGAGAGCCCUCAUCAAGUCCGAGUUGGACCCUUCCACGAGAUCUUCGACCAGUCAGAAAGGUACGGAAGGGAUGAGAAAGGCCGAGAGGACAAUGUCCGAACAACAACUGCAACGCAUCGACAGCAACGAGGACCCCGACAGUAAAAUCGUGCCCGAGUCGGAAUUCGGGGCCACCCGCAUCGUCCCCGACAUGCACACCCGCAAGAGCAUGAUGGCCAGGACGGUGGAGGCCGGGGGUCCGGGGUCGGGCUUCGUCGCCCUCGCCGGCGGGUACGGCACCAUCGAGGAGGUCAUGGAGAUGGUGACCUGGAACCAACUGGGCAUCCACAAGAUCCCCAUCGUCCUGGUCAACAUCGACGGUUACUGGAACGGACUGUUGGACUGGGUCAGGAAUUCGAUCCGCGAGGGUUUCGUCAGUGAAGGCGCGGCCAACAUCUUGGUCGAGGUGAAGCGUACGGACGAGGUCGUCCAGGCUCUGCGUGACUAUCAACUCGCCCCCGGCAGGUACAAGUUGGACUGGAGUCUAGAGUGAAUUAAAUCGAACCAAAGAAACCAAGAGAGACAAACAGUAUCAGACUCUCGACUCACAUAUCAAUCGGGAAUGGGAAAUGACAAGGACAAAUAUUAGAACAGAAAAAACAUGGGGAAGUAAAAAAAAAAGAAGAAUCUCAUCACCGACUUUCUUGGUUUCAUUUGUCCUUGCCCUU